Hyaloperonospora brassicae is the source of this 1638-nucleotide messenger RNA. The record is from the annotation of a GenBank genome assembly. NCBI's taxonomy places the organism in Eukaryota, Oomycota, Peronosporomycetes, Peronosporales, Peronosporaceae.
AUGUCGCCGCCCGCUGCGCCCCUGAGCCAAGACGCGUGCCGCGUGUGCGGCAACGAGGACGACGAGGAGUUCUUAGUGCUCUGUGACGGCUGCGACCGCGCGUUCCACACGGCCUGCCACCAGGGCUGCACGUGCUGCCGGACAAAGCCGCGCAACAACUUUGCGCGCAAACCGCCGGUGCCCGAGGGCGACUGGUUCUGCAAGUUCUGUGCCGGCCGAAUCCCUCUCCUCGCCAGUGGGCAUCCGCCCGUGUCGUCGGUUUUUGGAUGGGGCGACAACGAAGAUGGGCAGCUGGGUCUUUCGGACCAAGCAGAGACCAAGGUGGUCUGGAGCCCGACAAAAGUGCAUGCGCUCGAUGGCAUUGGGAUCCUCGACAUUGCUUGCUCCGAAACGAGCACGUUUGUGCUGUGCAACGACGCAAACUUGUACUCGGUAGGAACGGGACUGUGCGGCCAGUUGGGCCACCAGGAUGUUGUCCACGAAAAGCUGUCGCACUUUCGUUUGCUGGAAUCCAUAACGGAAGAGAAACGGUCCAAGGGCGAAGGACGGUUCUCGCAGAUCCAUGCAGGCGCUCAGUUUGGUCUGGUCGUCACGACCGCAGGUCAUGUCUACACGUGGGGAAACGGCGAGCUUGGGCAGCUAGGCCAUCAAGAGAACAAGAACAAGAAAGUGCCCAAGAAGAUUUCUGCCUUGAGGGAACUUGAAGUGCCCGUCGACCUGGUUGCAUGUGGAAGUGACUUUGUCAUCAUGACAACGAAGGACUCUGGCGAUGACCGCCAGUUUAACACAAAAAAGCCGGGUGUGUUCAUGAGCAUGGGGUCGAACACCCACGCGCAAUUAGGCGAUGCGUCCAACAAGAACCAGUGGGUCCCGCAGCUCCUCAACAACGACGCCCCGGACGUCACUGGUGAGGACAAUGCGGAUAUUGAAGAGCCUGCUGAGUUCUUGCUAGGUCGAGACAUUACGCAGCUGGCUGCGGGUGGAUCGCAUGCUGUCGCUGUCGUUGCUGGCACAAAGGGAAUUUGGACGUGGGGCUAUGGAGACCGUGGUCAAGUCGGGCACGCCAAGUCGGUCUCUCCUCCAGGCGAGUCGAAGUUCUUCCGCUCGCAGUUUCGUGUACCUCGACCGCGUUUUGUCCAGACCUUUCGUAACGAUACGGUCACGUCCGUUGCGUGCGGUGCGCAGCACACGCUCGUGCUCUUGCAGGACGGGCGUCUGUUUGCAAUGGGUGACAACGAGUUUGGUCAGCUUGGCACGAAGCGCGGCGAAGAGACCGAGACGAGUUGCACGUCAACGCCUGUGCGCGUCGCGGGCUUUGGCUCGGACACGAGCGUCAAGCAAAUCGGCUGUGGCCACGACUUCUCGAUGGCGCUCACGACCUCCGGCGAAGUGUACUCGUGGGGCCGCAAUCAGCUCGGCCAGCUCGGUCUCGGUGACCCGCAGCCUCGUUGCAUCGACAGGCCGACCAAGGUGACGGAGCUCCCACGGAUUGAGAAACUGGCCGUCGGCGUGAAUCAGGUCUUUGCCAUCGAGUUUACCGACGUGACGCUCCCGCCUCCACUCGUUCGCGCAGGAUCUGGCAAGAGGUCCCAGUCGAGCCGUACGAACGUCAGUAAUAGAAAGAAGAGUCGAACGUAA